UUGUCAACGAAAUUAUGUCGUAGAAAAUAUCGCGCAAUUUUUAUCAAAAUGAAAUUGGUUCGAGAAUUAGCUCAGGCGGUCAUAAGACUCAACAUUGUGCAAAAUAACUGUGCUCAACUGAGAUAUAUCCAUCGUCCAGUUAGGAAAUUGAAGAAAGACCCGGAAGAGGCAGUAGAAUGCUUGAAGCCAGCAAAAAAGCCGCCCAAAAAGUCGAUCUGGAAUAUAUUUAAAGGGAAGAAAGAAGCAGAAUGUUAUGAGGCAGAGAAGAAAGCAGAUACGAAUCCUGUAAAGCCUGUUCCGGACGAGCAGAUAGUUUGCGACCUUAAGCACAUAUCGAAUAAAAUGGGUGGCGAUGCGUACCGAACAUGCGGAACCGCUUACAUUCUACAAACGGGCCACGUCGAAAUGCCCAACCUCGAAACGGAUCCGGAAACGAAAAUCCUGGAGGAUAUGGUGAAAGACCCGUCGCUGAAGGGCCAGGUGGACCCGAUGCCGCCCUUCGAGAGCGCCGAGAAGCGCUUAAUUGAUCUGAGCGAGAGGAAAUUGCACCCGUUAUAUAAGAGAUUAAUGUCAAUUCCCAAACCACCUAAGCCCCAACCUGUCCCUGCCCUACGGGGUUCCUACAAGACCAGGAGCGGACCUGUGUCGCCCUCUGACAUUCCCGAACGCCUCAAACUAAACAAGGAAGCUUUCGAAAAGAAAAACAUAUUUUGCGAAUUUAAAAAAGCCCACCCGCCGCAACAGCUAAUGGCGAGACUGGUCGAAAUGAACCAGAAUCGGCGAGGUACUAUGGAGAAAAAAAUUGAGGAAAUGGCUAAAACAGAUUGUUCUAACUAAUGUUAAAAAAAAGAAAUGUUAUGUACAGAGAAACAAGAUGUUUAAUAACAGUUGUCAAUUUUU
Molecule: messenger RNA, 900 nt
Organism: Sitophilus oryzae (rice weevil)
Lineage: Eukaryota; Metazoa; Arthropoda; Insecta; Coleoptera; Curculionidae
Exons: 3
Coding region: 49-837 (262 amino acids)
Source: RefSeq, a predicted model, not a curated record